UUUAAAAUUUAAAAAUGUCAAGUUCCCAAGAGGAGGGUAAAUCCUGACCCCAAUAUCCAGCCUUUUUCUCUACAAGACUGUGGUUCCUUUUAUAGUACUUUACUUAGAAAUCAAGAGUACAAGUCUCAUAAAUUUCUUUGAGAGAGUUUAUGUGCUCUAGUAUGUAUAUUUUUCCAAGCCUACAACCCCUCAUCUUAAAGAUAAAAUCAUACCAAUGAAUACUCUUUAUAGGAGAAACAUCAAGAGAAGAAAGCAAGAUCAUUAAAAGAGAGGCAAUCUAUGAAGAUGACAACUCGAGUAAUUCCAGCAGUGCAGACGAGGAAGAUCUCUUUGAAGAGUUCAGCAAAAUGGAUGCAGAAAAAGAGACUAAGCCUUCUAUCAACACUGAAGAGGAAAAGUCAACACCUAGGGUGAAUCAGAAGGAUUUAAAUUGCUUCAAGACUUAUAAAUAAGUCUAAAAAGCCUUUUGCUAGGAGCCGCACAGCCUCAAGAAAAGUAAAGAUAACAGGAAAUGGAGCCAAGAGCAAAAGAAAACAGCCAAUUAAAUAAAUUAUGAGUAAAUGUAGCCUACACAAGGUACAAGAUCGUCAGAUAUGUGGCUAAAUAAAAUAUUUGGCUACAGACUCAGUAAGAGUGAUAGUGAUGAAUGGGACAUCUGAUGGCUCGAUGCAGGGAUCUCACAUGAAAGAUUGUUCAAAAUGAAAGCAUUUCAAAGGAUAAAUCACUUCCCAGGGAUGUACGCUAUAGCUAGAAAGAAUUUACUUGCAAGGAAUUUAAUGAAAAUGCAAGACAAAUUUCCUAAUGAAUACGACUUCUUUCCAAAAACCUGGUCUCUUCCCGCUGAAAUGUGCGACUUUAAACUACAAUUUCAAAAUGCGAAUAAUAAAAGAAAAGCAAAUAACCCUACAUUUAUUUGUAAACCUGAAGCUGCUUGACAAGGACGAGGUAUAUUCUUAAUGAACAAUCUAAAUAAGAUACCUACAAAAGACAACUACAUUGCCCAAAAAUACAUCACAAAUCCAUACAUAAUCGAUAAUCUAAAGUUCGAUCUUCGUCUAUAUGUCCUCAUUUGUGGAGUUGAUCCCCUCCGAAUCUACUUAUAUGACGAUGGUUUGGCUAGAUUUGCUACUCACAAGUACAAAAAGCCUACUAAUAAGAAUUUAAAAUAACUCCUUCAUCCACUUAACAAACUAUGCUAUCAACAAAAAUAGCGCUAAAUACGAGAGCAAUACAGGUCUUGAUUCCACUAACAAAGGGCAUAAGCGGAGCUACAAGUCCAUCUUAGAGCACAUGCGUCAUAAAGGAGAGGAUGUAGAGAAACUACAAGAAGAUAUUGAAGCUGGCAUCAUAAAGACUCUCUGAUGCAUACAGCCUUCUCUUGCACAUGCUUACAGGUCAUGUCAGCCUGAGGAUGUUGAGAACUCCAUGUGCUUUGAGAUCCUCGGUUUUGAUAUUCUAAUCGACCAAAAACUAAAGCCAUGGGUGAUCGAAAUCAACACUAGCCCCAGUUUUCAUGUAGACACACCUCUCGAUUACACUAUUAAGAAAGGAGUUAUCGAAGAAAGCAUCAGGUUGCUUAACCUUAGCUACAAUCGUAAACUCAGAUUUAAGAAGAAAGAGAAAACUGAAUUUCAAAGAAGAGUUCUCUCUGGUAAAAUAAGGAGACAAACCCAAGAAGAGAGGAUUAUUACAAAACAAGACUACAACUCUAAAAGAAACGCUAAGGAGCUUAAAGUAGUAGAAAACUUUAAGCUAAUUUAUCCAAAUUUUGAAAUGGAAGUCUAUGAGAACUUCAUGAGCACCGCAAAGAUUAUAUGGGAAGAGUUUACAGGGAGCAGUAAUAAGCCAAAUAAGUCAGAGAAAAAGAGGAAGGAUAGAUUAGACUCUAGUAUAAUUAAUCCACCCAAAGUUGCAAUCAUGCAAAAAGUCGAUAAUAAGACCAUUCUCAAACCAAAGAGAAGAAGACCAGCUAGUGCGUAUUCCCGGCAGAAAGAAAAUAGAUUUACGAAAUCAAUAAAAGAAACUCAGAUUUAUACUAGAACUGAUGAUGACACUGUGAUGAUUAAGAAAGAAAAGAUUACUUACCAGCCUUCGAUUGUGAAUUUGAUGCCAAUAAAAACUAAGUCUAAAAGCUCAAAAUCAACUACAUUCACUGGCAUCCACCAUUCGAAGACAAAGUCUUCCAGUGGAGGAGAUACUCAAUCAAAGAAUUUCAUGCUAAAGCAUCCAAUGAGAGAUAGUAUGAAGAAGAAAGGACUAGCAUAUUCUAAAUAAAGGGAGACCCCCUACCCAAGAUUCUAGAGGAGUUGGUAAGACUCGACCACCUUCAGCAAGGGUUUCCAUGGUCAAGCAAUCGUCAGGUGGAUACCAUAAGGUUAGUAGAACUGAUUCCUUUGCACAAACUAUUUCAGAAGAAGUCAGGAAAAAGUCUAACUCAAAGUAUUUCUCUCAAUCAGUGAAUAAGAAUGACAGAAAUAAGGAAAUGCCUAUUUCUAUAACUACAAUGAACGAUAUAUCUAUGCAUAAGUCUUCCCAACAGAUGGAUCAUAAUGAACCUGCCUUUGAAUACAGUGAAGGGUAUGCAGCUCCUUAUGACUACGAGCCUCUUAACAGCUUAGAUCCUCAACUGAAUUUUCUGAAUAAGAAUAGAAAGAACGGAAUCUCUCAGCCAGUUAUUAAUAAGCAACCAAUCACACAACAUGGAGCUGUCAAAGCAGUUAAUGCCUUCAACACGUUACAUAAAGAUCCUUCGACUAAAAAGAAGGAUAAAGAAGAAAGUGCUGUAUCUCGCCCAAAGAUUACUGAUAGCACAUUUUACAAAAAUGAGAAAUCUAGGAUAGGCACACUUUCUAUCACAGGAAACAAAUCAUACAUAGGGUAUAAGGGGUCCCAUACUUCUAGCACAAGAAGUAUCGGAACAAGACAAAAGCAGAACAGGUCUCAGAGAGUAUCAAAUCGAAGCUUCCAGAGACAAUCCAGAGUUGAAGAUACUUAUAUUCAUUGCAAGAGUACUAUGAAGUCUUUAUUCGACAAUAAGAACACGAAUAUGCUUAAUAAGAGCAUUAAUGACAAAGAUUCCUUUUCAAUAACAAGAAUUCCGCAAAAUAAUAUUUCCAACCUCUCAAGUAAACAAGGAACUGUUGAUGUAAACAACAACUCGAUGGUGGAUUUUGAGAAAAGUAUACAUAGAUUCCGCACUGGCUCAACUAGGAAGAAAAUAGUGACAUACAAGAACAAUUACCUGAUCAAUGAUGAUUUAGAUAUUGGGGAUAAAUAA
Moneuplotes crassus is the source of this 3277-nucleotide messenger RNA. NCBI's taxonomy places the organism in Eukaryota, Ciliophora, Spirotrichea, Euplotida, Euplotidae. The record is from the annotation of a GenBank genome assembly.